Molecule: messenger RNA, 1171 nt
Organism: Fonticula alba
Lineage: Eukaryota; Rotosphaerida; Fonticulaceae
Exons: 5
Coding region: 172-1110 (312 amino acids)
Biological process (GO): regulation of transcription by RNA polymerase II
Cellular component (GO): mediator complex; core mediator complex
Molecular function (GO): transcription coregulator activity
Source: RefSeq, a predicted model, not a curated record
GCCCUCCCUCGCCUCCACCCCCUCCCACCUUGGGCUUCACAGCGCCGAUCUGCCGUCUGCCCCUCGACAUCUCUCCUCUUGCUGUCUCCCCUUCUCUCGCCCUCCCUCCCGUAGUACCUGAAGUCCCCCUGCGAGCACAUACAUACGCCCGCACCCCCGCCAACACGCAUCAUGGAUAAUGCGGUGGUCCAGCCGAAUAUGCCCUUCCCGCCGGUGUACUGGCAGUCGCCGGUCUUUGCCACGGAGGAGGCAUUCAACGCGGCCUUCCAGGCGGACUCGCAGCUAGUUGCUCCCCCGCCGGCCCCGCCGGCCCCUCCAGCCGACGACUCUGCCAGCUCGCACCACCCCCUGCACAGCACCCCCCAUCACUCGUACCCCCCGAUCUCGACACCCGGUGCCGGCUCCCCACAUAUCCCGGUCCCAAGUGUGGGCCUGUCAGCCAUCAGUGACCAUCCGUCGCCGAUGUCCAGUGGCAUGCUCCCUGGCCAGACCCCGGGCGCCUCGAUGCCCGUUUCAUUUGCCGUGCCGCCCCCGUUGCCGGACACGUCGAUCACCCCGCUCCCGGUCUUUGGCUCUGCCUUGGUGCUGAAGCAAACCAUCCCCAAGCUCACGGAGGUCGGCUGUCAGCAGCUCUAUUCCGACGACGAAGACAAGAUUGCUGUCCUUCGGCGGCUCAAUCGCCAGCUGAUUAAGACGUUUGUGGAUCUGGUCACCACCCUCACCAAGGAUGCCGCCACACUUGUCCCGGCGCACAUCGAUCGCUUGUACCUCCUGCUGCAAAAUAUGCACCACCUGUUGAAUGAGCUCCGGCCGCUGGCGGCCCGACGCAAUGUCCUGUCCAUGCUCCGGCACCAGACGGCCAAGCGCCGUCAGCUGGGGAAACGCAUUCAAAAGGUUCGCGGCGAGUCCCAGAACUCCAUCGAACAGGUCCGGCAGCUCUUCUCCUCGGCGCGGGACCGGUUGGACUUUGCGAUCGGGAUCGCGGAAGCCGCAGGGUACCGGGCGCCGAGCCCGGUCGCAACGGCGACGACAGCAACGGCCCCGACGGCCCCAGCAGUUGCGCCUGCUCCGCCCGGCACCGAGGAUGAUGCUGGCCAGCGCGACCGGUAGCCCUGUGCCGGGACCCAUACCGCACCGGCAACGAUUCACAAUACACCUCUGCCCAUGUGCC